Salvia hispanica is the source of this 2674-nucleotide messenger RNA. Its product is annotated as 65-kDa microtubule-associated protein 6-like. Gene Ontology annotation, biological process: microtubule cytoskeleton organization. Lineage: Eukaryota; Viridiplantae; Streptophyta; Magnoliopsida; Lamiales; Lamiaceae. The record is from RefSeq and is a predicted model, not a curated record. Gene Ontology annotation, molecular function: microtubule binding. Gene Ontology annotation, cellular component: cytoplasm; spindle.
GGCGCACUGUAGCAUAGAACUCCGCGCUAAUCUAAUCUGCACAGAUCCACCUGCAUCUGCGCAAGUUAGCCACCACCACCCCUAAAAUCACCAUAUCUUCCUCUUUUGCCUCUUUCUUCCACCUCUGCAGCAAAGUACAUAAAAUUGCAGCAAUUUCAACAGUAAUUGUGAAUGUGAUUCAUAAUAAUUGAGUUGUGUGCUACCUUCUUCUACAAUUUUUUAUAUUUAUAAUCUAGAAUAUUUCUCCACAGUACCUAAUUCUUCCUCUCCUUUCCUUUAAAUAAAGAAAUUGAAUUCACAAACAAAGUUUGUUUGUCCAUUUGCGUUGAAUUUAGCUUCAGAUCUGUUAGAGAGAGAGAAAUGGUGGUGCAUUACAUUACAUAGUCUCUUUUUACAAAGGAGAGAGAGAGAGAAGAGGUUGGAAGGUGCUGCCCUUUCUUCAUAAAGUGUAAAGGUGAAGCCUUUAAGCAUUUUCUGGAAAGCCCCUUUGGAUUAAGCUGUGAAAAAUGAUGACUGCUGCAUUUGGGAGUAAUUCCAUCAGUUUCCACACAAGCAAUACUUGCAAUACUCUGCUGAAAGAACUUCAGCAAUUAUGGACUGAAAUUGGGGAGACUCAAGCGGAUAAAGACCGCAUGUUAAUGGAGCUCGAGAGAGAGUGUUUGGAGAUCUACAGAAGAAAGGUUGAUGAGGCCGCAAAUGACAAGGCACGCCUUCAUCAGUCUAUUGCUUCCAUGGAAGCUGAGGUUGCAAUGCUUAUUGCAACUCUUGGAGAAAUCAACAUAAAUUCGCCGGUGCAGUCUGACAAGAAAGCGAAAUCUUUGAAAGGGCAGCUAGCCUCAGUCAGACCAUUAGUGGAAGAUCUAAAACUUAAGAAGGAGGAAAGAAUGAAGCAGUUUGCAGAUAUUAAGUCACAAAUUGAGAAGAUUAGUGGCGAGAUUUCUGGUUAUGGCAGUACUUCCGGUUCUAUGAGCGUCUUGACUCUGGAAGAACAAGACUUAUCAGUGAGAAAACUCACCGAACAUCAAUCAAAACUGCGUGGUCUUCAGAAAGAGAAGUCCGAGCGCCUCCAGAAAGUGAUGGAUUAUGUGAACGAAGUGCAUACUUUGUGCGGUGUCCUUAGUAUAGAUUUCGGCCAAACUGUGAGUGAUAUCCACCCAAGCUUGCAAGGAUCAAGUGUGGGGCUUGUCACGAAUAUCAGUGACAGCACAUUGGAGGGGCUUGAUCAGGCUGUCCUUAAGUUAAAAACCGAGAAAAAGUUCCGGUUUCAAAAGUUGAAAGAUGUCGCCCGGUCUCUCUUUGAACUAUGGAACUUGAUGGAUACAUCGAAAGAAGACAAAGCUAGCUUCCUUAGAAUUACUUCAGUCCUUGGUUUGUCCGAAUCAGAAAUUGUGCAACCGGGCGCUCUUUCACCAGAGACAGUUCAUCAGGUAUCAGCAGAGGUUGAGAGGCUCACGAAACUAAAAACGAGUAGGCUGAAGGAACUUGUGAUGAAGAAGAGGUCGGAGUUGGAAGAUCUGUGCUGUAAAAUUCAUAUUCAACCGGAUCAAAGCACAGCUGCCGAGAAAACCAGUGCUUUGAUUGAUUCGGGCUUGGUGGAUCCCUGUGAGCUCUUAGCUAACAUUGAGGCACAAAUAUGUAAAGUCAAAGACGAAGCCUAUAGCCGCAAAGAAAUAAUGGAAAGGAUAGACCGGUGGCUUUCUGCGUGUGACGAGGAAAAGUGGCUUGACGAUUAUAACCUUGAUCACAAUCGUUACAGUGCCGUAAGAGGUGCGCAUAUAAACCUUAAACGUGCAGAGCGAGCCAGGAUCAUGAUAAAUAAGAUUCCAGCUAUGGUUGAUAAUCUAAUUAGCAAAACUCUUUCAUGGGAGGAGGAGAAACAGAAACUGUUUCUUUAUGAUGGAGUGCGUUUGGUGUCGAUUCUGGAGGACUACAAACAAGCCAGACGACUCAAGGAAGAGGAGAAGAAGCGAGCUCGGGAUCACAAGAAACUACAAGAUGUGCUCCUUACCGAGAAAGAAUCUAUGUACGGGUCUAAGCCAAGUCCGAGGAGAAGCAACAGCUUCAGGAAUCAAAACGGAUAUCGAGCAUAUGGGAAUGGAUCGGUGACACCAUCACCCCGUCGCAACUCACUUGGUGCUGCAACUCCCGAGCUCCUCACACCACGUUCAUAUUCAGGCCGCCACAACGGCUACUUCAAGGAAAUGAGAAAGCUCUCCACUGCUCCUCUGAAUUUCGUCGCUAUACCAAAAGAAGACACCAUGUCGUUUUCCUCGAUUGGUGGCUCCGAGCCUGAGUCGCCUCCUCAAGUUUGAAUUCUUGAGAAGUGUCGGCCCGUGCUGAGAGGAAUCGAUAGAGGCUUGUGAAUAUAGGUGAUGUACACUAUGGUGACCGAGGGCGCGUCUUAGCAGGACGAGAGGAACGCGUCUGCUCGUAUUUAACUUGCUUCUGGCUGAUUUAUGGGAGUAUGUAUGAGGCGUUUGAGGAGAUGGGAUGGUAAGUAUAGAGGUGUUUAUUCAUAGGGAAAAUAGCUAAUUGGAAAUAGUGUUGUUGAAUUAGGAGAUGUUUAUGUAUGUAUAUAGAGAGGUUGCUGUUGUUGUUGGGAUAUGACUUGGCUGCCUCAUUUGCUUGUUGCAGUUUCAAAGAGAGAUUUUUAAGAUGUUUGCAUUUUGGAUUA